Messenger RNA from Arxiozyma heterogenica, 1989 nucleotides. RefSeq names its product U2-type spliceosomal complex subunit CWC22 (gene CWC22). The transcript has a single exon. Gene Ontology annotation, biological process: mRNA splicing, via spliceosome. The coding region runs from base 1 to 1989 and encodes 662 amino acids. The record is from RefSeq and is a predicted model, not a curated record. Gene Ontology annotation, molecular function: RNA binding. Gene Ontology annotation, cellular component: catalytic step 2 spliceosome. NCBI's taxonomy places the organism in Eukaryota, Fungi, Ascomycota, Saccharomycetes, Saccharomycetales, Saccharomycetaceae.
AUGAGUAAAGAAGUAGAAGUGAAGGUAGAGGUAAACACAGAACUAGAAGAGAAACAACAUCAAAAAUGGAUGCAGUGUGAAACUUUAUUAGAAGAGACGAUUGAACAAUUGAAUGAUGCAAAUAUCGAUGAACUGUUUCAAACGAUGGUUGAUCAAGUAAAUGUUAUAUGGACGCAGAAUUUGUUGAUUAGAUUUAUACUUUGUUAUAAAAGUCAAUUUGGGUUAUCAUCAAAUUUAAUAUGUGGGUUGGCUAAGAGAUUAGGGUACUUUUUAGAGGAUUUUAAUCUUAAUCUAACGAAACAAAUAAUAUUUACUUUUAUUGAAUGUUUCCAAAAUAAUCAUUUGAUAGAGACUUUGGAAAUUCUACCCUUGAUUGCAGAUUUAUACAAUUAUGAUAUAUGUUCAGAAUUACUCAUUUUACAAGUCUUACAGGUAUUGACUAAGAAAAAUAUAAAAGAAAAUAUGCAAAAUGAUGAUGGUAAUAAUAAUAAUAAUAAUAAAUUGAGUAUAAUGGGUAUAAUUCGAGUUAUAGGAUUAUGUGGUAAAAAAUUGAAUGAAAAGAAUCAAAGGAUUCAUGAUACUAUCUUUGAGAAAUUGGUACAAUCCUCUAGUAUUAUAAAUCAAGAUACUAAAAUUUCAAAGGAGUUUAAAUAUUUAUUGAAAUUGAAAAAUGAUGGCUAUAUUGAUGUUUGUGAUCCUUUAUUACCUAAAUAUAAUCUUGGAAUGUUGCCUUGUUUGCCUGAACCUAUUAAUUUCAUUAUAAGUAAAGAGUUAAGAGAACCAGAUGACACUUUUGGUGAGUUUGUAUAUAAUGAUAACUUGGAAGAAGUCGAUCAGCAAUGGGGUGUUAUAAAAAAUAUAAUAAAUGAUCCAAAGUUCAGUCAAAUUGAAGAAGUGGUUGAAGAGGAAGUUCAAGAUAGUCAUACUGACUUAGCUUCAAAUGAAAAUGCACAGACUGAUCACAAUGAGAAGAAAGUAGUAGAUAUGACUAACUCGGUUGAUAUACAGUUUAAGAAGGAGAUAUAUCUUAUUUUAAAGAGUUCAUUGUCAGGUGAUGAAGCAGCACACAAAAUAUUGAAACGUAGAACACCAGAUGAUUUAAAAUUUAAUAUUGUAGAUAUUAUUAUUAAAACAAGUAUUCAAGAAGCUACAUACUCUAAAUUUUAUGGUAUUAUAGCAGAAAGAUUGUUGAACAGUCACAAGGCUUGGAAACCUGCAUUUUAUAGGAUCUUUAAAGAAAAUUUUCAGCAAUUAGAUACAUUUCAACCUGAACAAUUAAGGAUUAUUGGUAAAUUUUGGGGUCAUUUAUUUGCUACUGAUUAUAUUGGAUUUGAGUUGUUUGAAAUAGUCAAAAUUAAUUCUAUUGAAAGUACUGCACCAAGCAGAAUCUUUAUUAAAUUUGUGUUCCAAGAAUUGGUGGCUGAUUUAGCUAUUGAUGAAUUGAAAGAGAGACUAAAUGAGGAUUAUAUUCAGCCUUUUAUUACUGGGAUGUUUCCCAAUGAUGACAUGGACAACAUACGGUAUUCGAUAAAUUAUUUCACUGCUAUUGGAUUGGGUAUAUUAACUGACAAGAUGCGUACUAGAUUAGAAGAAUUGGAAAAUGAGGAAAUGGAAAGGCAGCACCAGCAGCAAGAAAAUGAGGAGGAAGGGUACAAAGAAGUACAUGAAGAAGAAAAAGAAGACAGGAGAAGUAGAUUCAAUAGAUUUUCUUCAAGAGCAAGAAAUCAAAGAAGAUCGGUAACUCCGCCAAGACAUAGAAGAAAUAAUCUUAGAGAAAGGUCGGUAACACCACCUAGAGAAAGGCAAUGGCAACGAUCAUUGUCACCUUCGCCAAGGAGAAGAAGAUAUACCGAGAUUCCUGCAACGAAUAAAAGAAAUUCUAGAUUUCAGCGUAAAUAUCGAGACAACUCUUUAAAUAAUGGCUAUAGAAAUUCACCUCAAGGUAGACAAAGAGGACCAAUCAAUAGACAAAGUCGAUAUAAUAAUUAG